ACGUUACGUUAGCUAACCGACUUUUAUUUGCCUCGUUAAAAAACUCGACUCAAUUUGGGGAUUAGGGUUAGGGUUCGAAAAAUUAAUUGCAGCAGUUCCUUCCGAUCUCAUCCACAUGCCGUGCUUCACGGCAACUCCGUCCUACCUCUUAACCCUGUUUCUCCUCUUCUUUUAUUUCUCUCCACAGAUCGCACAAUCUUCUCCAGAUAAUUCAAGAUCUAUCCGUUUACCUUCCGAUGGAUUCACCAUCGCCGACGAUAACGAAGGCGUCUGCGCUCGAUUCACCAAGCCGGCAUCGUGUCCGGUCACUUGCUUCCGAACGGAGCCCGUUUGUGGCGUCGACGGCAUAACAUAUUGGUGCGGUUGCGCGGAUGCCUACUGUGCCGGCACUCGCGUGGCGAAAUCAGGAUUUUGUGAAGUUGGAAAUGGAGGUAGCGCGUCGGUUCCUGGUCAAGCGUUGCUUUUGGUUCACAUUGUUUGGCUGAUCUUGCUCGGUUUCUUUGUAUUGUGCGGUCUUUUCUAAUCAUUCAAAGGUGAGAGCUUUUGUGUUUGAUUUUUAAAAUUGAUUCGAUCUGUAUUUCUUUUGUCUACUAUUUGUAAAUCAAAUUCUUUGGAUUGUGUACCAAUUUGAUUCUUUUUUAGAAAAAUCUUUAUCCAUUUCAUUGAGGAAA
This is a messenger RNA of Gossypium raimondii (Peruvian cotton), 671 nucleotides long. RefSeq lists its product as uncharacterized. The coding region runs from base 116 to 523 and encodes 135 amino acids. Lineage: Eukaryota; Viridiplantae; Streptophyta; Magnoliopsida; Malvales; Malvaceae. The transcript has a single exon. The record is from RefSeq and is a predicted model, not a curated record.